Molecule: messenger RNA, 2063 nt
Organism: Polistes canadensis
Lineage: Eukaryota; Metazoa; Arthropoda; Insecta; Hymenoptera; Vespidae
Product: ankyrin repeat and death domain-containing protein 1A-like
Exons: 12
Coding region: 1-1485 (494 amino acids)
Biological process (GO): signal transduction
Cellular component (GO): cytoplasm; nucleus
Molecular function (GO): protein binding
Source: RefSeq, a predicted model, not a curated record
AUGAAGUUUUUAACGAAAGAAUGGCGCGAAUAUGGUCGUGCACCUAUUCACUGGGCUGCUUCGAAAGGGAACACGGAAAUCAUUGAGAUGCUGAUUAAAACUAAAUGUGACAUUGAAGCAAAAGAUAAGUUUGGUAUGCGACCAUUGCAUAUGGCUGCGUGGUACGGACACGAGGAUGCUGUUAAAGUUUUGAUAAACGCCGGUGCUAAUGUUUUUGCAGUUAACAAGAAACAAUAUACUUUACUAAUGUGUGGUGCUCGUGGGAAUAAUGUCAACGUCGUAAAAUAUCUUGCGGAAGCUGUGGAAUCCUUGAAUGGAGAUGCAACGGAUUACACAGGUGCAACUGCAUUACAUCAUGCAGCCGUCGCAGGACAUCCUGGUGUAAUAUCCGCGAUAUGUAACAUUCCAAAAACAGAAUUGAAUGCGACAGAUCAAAAAGGACAAGCACCGAUACAUUGUGCUUGCACCGAGGAACAUUUAGAAGCCGUAAAGGUUUUGAUUGAAUUAGGAGCUAACAUAAAUGCUCAAGACAAUGAAGGAAAUACUCCGCUUCAUGUGGCAACACGAAUGAGGCAAAUCGAGAUGGUUCAGCUUCUAUUGAAAGUUGGAGCAAACAUCGACUUGACCGAUCAGAUGGGUUUCACUCCGCUUCACCUAGCAGCGAGUCACGGUUGCAAGGGUAUUUUGGAAUUACUCAUACAAAAUGGUGCAGCCUUGAAUAAAAAGUGCAAGAACGGGAAUACUGCAUUACACUUGGCGUGUCAAAAUAACGAAGUGGACACGGUGGAAAUAUUAAUAAACAAAGGCGUUGAUAUUAAUAGUUUCAACUUGAGAUUGCAAUCAUCGAUACACAUUGCAGCAGAAAUGGGACACACCGAGAUAUGCGAACUUUUGUUGGCAUCCGGUGCAAAUAUCGAACAAAAAGAAAAGAGUGGUAGAACACCACUUUACGUUGCAGCAAGGGGUAGUUUUACUGCAAUAGUUGAUAUGAUUAUUAAAACUGCUCGAUUGGAUUAUCCGACACCAGAAAAUUCGGACUCGGAUAAAGAAAUUCGCGAAUUAACACCAGCACGAAGACGUUGGAGGGAAGAUACUCGAGGUGUGUUUAUGGAAAAUAUGAAUAAUGGUAACGGUGCACUCACCGAAACGAUUAGAUCAGUUUUGUGGAAGCUGGCGUAUAAACAAUUGGGACCAGGAGAUUGGAAGAAAAUGGCCCAACAUUGGGCUUUCAGUCACGAACAAAUUAGGGCUAUUGAACAUCAGUAUACUGGUUCCUCGAGUUACAAGGAACACGGAUUUCGGAUGUUGUUGAUUUGGGCCUCGGGAUUAAAUUCGGAAACACCAUUAGUUAAAGAAUUAUGCAAAACUUUACGAACGAUUAACAAGAAGAGUCUAGCUGAUUCCAUUCAAAAACAAACGGAUCUGGAGAAUGACGCGAAAUUGAAUUCGAAUAAACAAAGUUGUCACAAAUGUUCGAUUUCAUGAAAAUUGCUUUUCAUUCGAUUGAAUAUUACGAUUAAUUUUACAUUAACAACAAAUGAUCGAAGAAUGUUUUUACGCGUCCACAUAUUUAUAACACACCAUCCGUCAAUUUAUUAUCGAUUUUCAAAAGUGUUGUUGAACUUUUUACACCUAAACAAAAAUUAUUCUCAUCGAUAAUAAAUAAGGCCUUUUUAUUAAUCGAUGUCAUAAUAUGUUAUACGUCUAAAUUAUACGUAAAUAAUUCAAUUUAAUUAUAAAACAAAGAAAGAGUGAAGAUUAUCAAAGAGAAUAUAUCAUUUAAUAAUACAAUAUUUAUAUUAAUAACAUAUUAACUGUGUAAUACGUCAGAGUAUUCAAGAUAAUUAAUAUGAUUUUUUAAACGAAAAAAAGAACCCCCAUGAAAAAUUUCAAUAACCAAGAGAUAAAUAUACUUACCAUUUAAUAUAAUCCAUCUUCGUUUUUUUCCUCUGUAUGUGUGGAUUCAUUUCUUUUGAUAUUCUUCACAAAUUUUAACAUAACAAAUUUAUAUAAUACACAUAAUCUAUACAAUAUGUAAAAAUAAAGUCACAAUUUGAUCAGGU